This is a messenger RNA of Hippoglossus stenolepis (Pacific halibut), 2988 nucleotides long. It is a transcript of the gene g2e3, whose product is annotated as G2/M-phase specific E3 ubiquitin protein ligase. Gene Ontology annotation, cellular component: nucleus. The coding region runs from base 267 to 2462 and encodes 731 amino acids. The transcript has 17 exons. Lineage: Eukaryota; Metazoa; Chordata; Actinopteri; Pleuronectiformes; Pleuronectidae. Gene Ontology annotation, molecular function: ubiquitin-protein transferase activity. The record is from RefSeq and is a predicted model, not a curated record.
CAUGAUUCAAGGACCCUGGUGUUUCCUUCACUUCUGUUUGAGUUACAAUGCAGAAGAUGUGUUAUCCCGUCACCGCAGAGAGGGGGCGCUGCAGCAGUCAGCUGGAGUCUCGGAGAAGAAGAAGAAGCAGCGGAAGCGGAAAUGAGGCAGUUGUGUUUUGAAAGAGGGAAAUUUAAAACUCGACGGUGUGAAACAGAAAUGAAUAAAAGCAUCGAGAGCCAGAGGAACAUGAGCUGAACGGAGCCGAACUUACAGUUCUCACCAACAUGAAGAAGGUGAGAAGCUCACGGCUGCAGGACGCCGGCAACAUGGGGGAGGACUGUUGUGUUUUGUGCAGAUUGAGUGAUGACGAUCCGGCCAUGUUUGGAGAAAAGGUCACGGUGAAAGAACUCAAACUCACCGUCCACUACUUCUGUUUGCUGACGUCCUGUGGAGUUUACCAGCGAGGGCAGGACAAUGAGGGAGUUUUUGGUUUCCUGGUGGACGACAUCAAACAGGAGAUGAGACGGUCGGCUCGACUGACUUGCUGCAGCUGUAAGAAGAAGGGGGCGUGUGUCGGCUGUUACGUCAGGAGCUGCAGGAGGACGGUUCACUUCCCCUGCGGGAGGAAGAAGAAGUUCAUCUCUCAGUUCAGUGGCCUUUUCCCGUCGUAUUGUCCGGAUCACAGUCCCACUCAGUCUCUGUGUGUGGGCUCAGACCUCAGUCUGCCUCAGUCCUGCUCCGUCUGUUUGGACACCAUCGACCCCGUCCUGUCCUACUCCGUCCUCAAAUGUCCGUGCUGCCACGCCAGCUGGUUCCACAGGGAGUGUGUACAGCGUCAGGCCCACAGCGCUGGCCUCUUCUUCUUCAGAUGUACUCUCUGUAACAACAAGGAGAGCUUCCAGGAGGAGAUGCUCAGGAUGGGAAUCUACAUCCCGGAGAGAGAUGCUUCAUGGGAGUUGGAGGCCAACGCAUAUUCUGAGCUGCUGGAGGUUUACAACCACUGUGACGCUGUCACCUGCCUCUGCAAUGACGGACCCACACACUCCGCAAAGACCGGGUGGUUUGAGGUGAUUCGCUGUCGACUGUGUGGAUCCAGAGGAACUCACAGGAAAUGUUCGGGGCUGAAGCUGCACACCAGAGACUGGGCCUGCAGCGACUGCACACAGGCUACGGACGGGAAAGCCUCCCUGGUUGCGUCUCCUCAGAGCGCUCCAAGAAAGAGUCUGCUGUCCAAACGCCACCUGUCCCCCAUCCACUCCUCCAUCAGCUGUAAAAGGCCAUCGUUACCGGUCACAGCUGGGUCCCCUGAGGAGCUCCUGCUGGCGUUAGCCCCUCAGCUCCGUCCACUCACUGUCCAGGUGGAGGUGAGUGGGUAUCAGGCUCUGUUUGCUGGUCUGGAUCUGGUCCGGAGGCCCAACUUCGACCCCACGUGCACUCUGUCUGUCAGGUUCCACGAUGAGAAGCAAACUGCGUUUCCCAGCAGCCUCAGGGACGGCCAAACGGCCAGGCAGUACUUCCUGAAGCUGCUGGUGCAGCAGAUCCAGGACUCUGCGGUGUUUGAGGGUCCACAUGGAUCCAAAAAUCUGGCUCUGGAUUAUCAGGCUCUGCGUGAUGACCUCUACUUUGACGUCGGCUGCCUGCUGGCUCUCUCUCUGCUUCACGGCGGUCCACCUGUCAGCUUCUUCUCCCGCGGGCUCUACCAGUGUCUGUUCAACUACCCACCAAACCGCCCCCUCACUGUCGCACACAUGACCCCCGACGCACACUUCACACGCCAAGUCAGCAGGAUCAAGGAGGCGGAGUCUUUAGACAGCCUGAAGGAAGCCGUGACUUCCAGUUGGGAGUACCUGGAGAUGGCUGGUUGCAACCGGCCAAUCCGGAGCCUGGAGGAGAGGGAGGCGCUGGUGGAGGAUUUGGUCAGCUUCAGUUUGAUCACCAGGAUGCAGCUCCCACUGCAGAGGUUUCGUGAAGGUUUGCAGACGUUAGGCGUCUUUGAUCAGGUGCAGCUUUUCCCGUCCGUGUUCUACGGCGUUUUCUGCGAAGCAGCGGGUCGUCUCACGGCUCAGACGGUCGGUCAACUCUUCAUCAUCAACUUGUCAGAGCAGGAGGAGAAGCUGGACAGGGAGACGCCCGUCGUCACCUUCUGGAGACACCUCCUGCUGGAGUGUGAAGUUGGAAGGAGCUCCAUUUCCUUGCAGGACCUCCUUCUCUUUGCCACAGGAGCUGAGGAGCCUCCAGUUACCGGCCUCCUCCAUCCUCCCUCCAUCUCCUUCCUCCACCCCUUCAGCUCCUCCUCACCAGGAGUGGAGGAGAUGGGCAGAUCAGGGGAGGAGGAGUGGAGUGAUGGGGGGCUCUUCCCUCAGAGCGAGCCCAGCUCCAAGCACCUCCUCCUGCCCGUCACCUCCUCCUACCAGUCCUUUAAGAGCUGCAUGGAGCAGGCCAUCAGCCACCACGUGCACCUCCUCCCUGCGGAGCGUUAGAGUUGUUUCGAUCUUUCUCUGAAAAUCGCCACGUUGCUAAAUAAUGAGCAGGACAUUUACAGCAAUAUCUGAUUUUUAUAUAUAACGUAAAGAUUAAAGAUGAGUUUUUCAAGUGAUGACCUCAUCGUUUCAGUUCCAGUCACAUUAACUCAGAAAUGUAUAAUUGUUUUAUUACAUGAUUUCAUCCCCUCAGUUUUUAUAUAUAUUUUUAUCCCUUGUUUCUCUGGUGAAGCUGAUAAAUGAAAUGUCUGUUCGGACGCUGCUCAGACUUUAGGUGACAUUAAAAAACUAUUUGUCUUUUCUAUUAAAUAUCAAACACGUGGUAAAAUUAUCCUAUUUUAUAUUUUGCUAAAUAUCUUUCAUCUUUCACGGAGGUGAUUUUCUAACUUUGCUCUUAAGAGUUACUUUUAGUGCAGUUGUGUUUUUAUUGUACAUACUUGAGCUUUUAUUUGUUUUUCUUGGUGUUUUUCUCUCGUUUGACGUUUUCUUUCUUUGACUUUGGAAGAUAAAUAAAAAGUGAAAUGUU